AUGUCUUUAGCAGAUGAAGUCCCCCGCGAGUGGGCCUCUUCCAUUCGCCCUUUCCUGCAGCGAGCUGAUGAAUUUCAAGAGCGGGUCCCCGUCGUCGCGUAUUUCCUCAGGACGCAUGCUGUGUACCUCGCCAUGAAGAUGUGGCGCAAAGAAGACGGCCCCGGCAAAGCGUUUAUCGUGAAGCUUCUUGACACACUUGAGUCUGAGAAAAAGAGGCUGGAGCAGGAACUCGCUGAUGUGGACGGGCGGGUGUUGCUCACACAGUACGCACUAAGAAUAUUUUCGAGAGCGGACGAUGAGGAGCGAAGUGAUGGAGUCGUGGCAAAUAUGAACCUUGUGCGGCUCUUCUUCACUGCUUCGCUCCUCUUCGAGGCAACGGCGCAAUUCACAGACGACGGUACUUUAGACCCUAUUGCAACGGAGAAGCGGGACUAUGCACGCUACAUAGCUGUUGAGAUGAAGAAGGCGAUGGACAAAGGUGUGCCGUAUGUGAGUCCCAACAGAACAGGGGGAAUGGUAGAAAGCAAUAAAGAACAUGAAGGAGAGAGUACUGGUGGUGGUGGCUUCAGCACAAAUUUCGUGCAGUCGCAGCAGCCGGGCUACGGACAAUGGUCAGCGCAAUAUGUGACACCUCAACCACCUCCUCCAUCGCAUGAACCUCCAGAGACACCCAUGUGGAGUGGUCCCGAAUCAACUAACACCUCAAGCACGCAGCAGCAACAACAAUCCACUCCAUUGUUUCAAACAACUGCUCAGCCUAACAACAGUAAUGACAAUAGCAACAUUGCAGCCGCUGUGUCGGGCGUCGCAGCCCCAAAAGGACCAACUAUGGACGCCAUUAUUGAGGCGCAAAACUACGCGAAGCAAGCGGUUAGUGCACUGCAGUUUUACGAUCACGAGGUGGCAUGUAAAAUGCUACGAUCUGCUCUGGACCUGCUCGCUCAACGUUAA
Molecule: messenger RNA, 951 nt
Organism: Trypanosoma brucei brucei TREU927
Lineage: Eukaryota; Euglenozoa; Kinetoplastea; Trypanosomatida; Trypanosomatidae
Exons: 1
Coding region: 1-951 (316 amino acids)
Biological process (GO): late endosome to vacuole transport via multivesicular body sorting pathway
Cellular component (GO): multivesicular body
Source: RefSeq, a predicted model, not a curated record